AUGGUUAAUAUGUGGGCGGACCCGGCGAGUGCGACGGCCGACGAGCUCGGCCUCGUCGUCAUCGCGGUGAGGAUCGCCGGGGCGACCGCCAAGGCCACCGGCGACCGCAUCGCCCGGCUGCAGGCCGCCGAGACGUCGCCCCGGCGGCGGCUGGUUCUGGAACAGUGCGCCAAGGACUACGCCUUGACCGUGCGCCGGCUGGGGCGCGCCGCCAGGGACUUGGCCGCAGGCGGGGACGAGGACAUGCUGACGGAGGCGGCCACCCUGCUGGAGCAGGUUCGUGGCACGCCGGUGCGCUGCGACAAGGCGUUCCUCUUCCGGGCCGGCGAGAGGACGCCGCUGACCGACGCAGACCACGAGCUCAACGGCGUGAGCUGGCUGGCGUUGAAAAUCUUGCGGCACUGCUUAAACAACGGGGCAAAAUGA
This is a messenger RNA of Triticum urartu, 426 nucleotides long. The record is from RefSeq and is a predicted model, not a curated record. NCBI's taxonomy places the organism in Eukaryota, Viridiplantae, Streptophyta, Magnoliopsida, Poales, Poaceae.